Aspergillus udagawae is the source of this 378-nucleotide messenger RNA. RefSeq lists its product as uncharacterized. Gene Ontology annotation, biological process: protein insertion into mitochondrial outer membrane; mitochondrial outer membrane translocase complex assembly. The transcript has 2 exons. Lineage: Eukaryota; Fungi; Ascomycota; Eurotiomycetes; Eurotiales; Aspergillaceae. The record is from RefSeq and is a predicted model, not a curated record. Gene Ontology annotation, cellular component: mitochondrial outer membrane. The coding region runs from base 1 to 378 and encodes 125 amino acids.
AUGUCGUACUCCUCACCCUCUGCCUCUAACCCGUCCCUCGCUACGUCUGCCUACAUGGUGUCUUCGGUAGACAGGUACACAUCUGGCUCAGACGAUGAAAUUGCGUCCCUUCCAUCUGAGUCUACCACCGCUUCAGAUCUAGACACACUUUCAGACGACUACUCGGAUGCCGAAGAGGAAUGGAGAGAAAGCAUUGAGCAGUUGGAGUUACUAUUGACCAUGGUCAUCGUCCCGUUUAUCGGAAAGUAUCUGGGAAGGAGAUGCGCUUAUUGGGGCUGGACUCGCUUUAUGGAAUGGAAAUACCCAGUCGAAGUCGUCAUGACCAACAAGGCAGCCUUCAGGGGAGCCGGUGUCCUCGAGGCUUUAUCCCCACUGUGA